AUGGCAUACAAUUAUUUUCUAGUGCUCCAUCUGCUCGCGAUAAUAAUCCCUUCAAUUUAUUCCCUUCAUCUGUAUAAGCCUCUAUCAGAUAGUUCUUGCAAGGAGGUCAAAGAAAUUGAUGAAAGGCUUUCCGAACCCUUUCUUCCAACCUCUUACCAAGCAGGAAGCAGUACGACAGCCCUCGGAGGUGUCAAGUCUAUCCUUGAUACAACAAAAGAAGUACUAAAAAGUCUGUUGAAUCCCCAUACAUCACGACAAUAUAAGCUUUCAACCAGUUGGGAAGUCUGCUUUGAUAUCUCUACCAAGGCUUUGGAAUCAUCCGAGUCACCUGAAGUGAAAUCAAUGGCCAAAGCCGUUAUGAAAUUAGGCUCUCAAUUUGAUCGCCUUGAUUAUAAUCCACAAAACAAAAUGGACCAAAUUAUAUCUACAAUAAACCUCUUCUAUCUUGCUCUUCAGAAUGAUUCGAUAAAUAUGGCUGAGCGGAUUUGGUCUGUAGUAGUUCUCUCACUCCUAAGAUUAAAGAUCCCGGAGGAUAAAACCCCUACGAUUCCCGGUGUAUGGGAAGCGCAAGACUUGGGUCGGCCUCGGGGACACUUUUUAUUAUUUUUUCUACAAGACAAAGAUUUGGGAAAAGUGAUUCAAGAGAUGUGGUCAGAUUCACACCUGGAACCAUCCGAACAUGUCAUUCAGGAGGCUAUUCAGAGGGAAUCCAUAGUGCAUCAAAUCCAAAGACAAAUGGCCCGAUUUCACCCAUCGAAGCAUUUUCAAACGAUCUAUCUCGCUUUCAUCAACUUGGAAAGUCCAAUAGAUUCGCAGGAAGCCUUAUCAUUGAUAGAAUUGAUCAGAGAUCAUCUGGAUCGACUAGAAACACAAAACAGGAAUGGAUUUGAUGAGGAAAAAAAUACAAUUAGAUUGCUAUUACAUCUUGAGGUACAUGAUCAGGGGAGUUAUUUGAAAUACAAAGAGUUGAUCAAAAAACCAAAUUUUCGAGAAAAGAUGCUUGCUGUGGACGCAAGCAUUCAACUUGAAGAAAAACUCCCUCCAAGUUUCAGUGAUCUUUUGAAACAAAUUCAUACCACCAAGAUUGUUGAUACAGAACAAAUUAAAAACGCCUUGCGAUACGUGGUAAAAGAUGAACAGAUCUCGACUUCCCAAGCAGGAAGAUGUUUGAGAGUAUUAAACUUACUUUAUAAGAGUGACACAGUGUCAAACGCAUGGCUCAAUAAUCAUUUGGAUAAAUAUCCUCAAAUUAUUCCAAAACUCUACGAAAAAUUACUGAAGUACCGCCAUGGUCGAAUGGAUCCAAAUUGGUUUGUUUCGAGAGAUCUUGAGUCUAUGAUCUUUAAUAAACUAUUUGUUUUGGGCUCUAUUGAAGACGAGGAUCAAGUUGCAGAAAAGUAUAGAAUUGAUCUCGCAAACGUUUUGGUAUCCAAAGGUGUUCUUCACAAACGUUGCACCACUGGUCCUAGCCCAAAUGAGAGUAGACUGGUCAAAGAAUACAUGAACAAUGUUAGUUUAUAUUGGAUUUUUCAUAGGAUGUUGGAGUUGAAAGCCAAUUCAAACGCCGAUCAAGAUCAUAAUGCGGAUUAUGUCAUUGUGGAAUACAUCCUUCAUGUUAUAUCCUUCAAAAAUAAUGACAAGAAGCUAUACCGACAUCUUCUGGCUGAUAAGCAUGUCCCAGAGAUCUUCCCCCUGUAUUAUACUCUUGUCUUUCAAAAACUCAGUAAGACAGUCUUUAGCUUUGUUUACGAUCAGUCUUGGGAACAUGGUGGCCGAAUCGAUAUCUUUACAGAUGCUAUGAAGAAACUUGAAAAGGUGAUCCUUUGUCUUCUGUACCCUUGA
This is a messenger RNA of Melampsora larici-populina 98AG31, 1842 nucleotides long. RefSeq lists its product as uncharacterized. Bases 1 to 1842 code for a protein of 613 amino acids. The transcript is spliced from 4 exons. The record is from RefSeq and is a predicted model, not a curated record. NCBI's taxonomy places the organism in Eukaryota, Fungi, Basidiomycota, Pucciniomycetes, Pucciniales, Melampsoraceae.